AUGUCGCCGCGUUCGCGCCACUUUCCCGCGGCAGCGCUGCUCUUCGCGGCGGGCGUCCGUGCGGCCACGCCAUCACAGACCUACGCCAAGGGCUACACCCGCGCGACCUCCGAUCUUCGCGCCUUCCUCCUCGAGGGCUACGACAAGGUUGUGCCUCCGACUUCCAACCGCACUGGCGACGCCUCUCAGGCGGGCACGGUGGUGUCUGUUCAGCUGAGGCUGUUCAAGGUUGAGUCGGUGAAGCAGACGGAGGGGCAGAUGCGACUUAAGGUCUGGCUGCGCAUGUCGUGGGUCGACGAGCGCCUCUCGUGGGACCCGGAGCAGCACGGCGGCAUCACGCAGGUCCCCUUCAUCGGCUCCGCCAUCACCCUGCCCGAGGAAACCGAGAUUUGGCUGCCCGACAUCACUCUGUACAACUCCCACGUCGGUCAGACGCAGACGCUCGAGCCGGCGGGGGCGGCGAUGGUCCAGAGCAACGGCGCCAUCUUUUGGUCGCGACCGGGCAUGCUCGACGUCCUCUGCCGCUUCUCUGGGCUGGUUGCGUUCCCCUUUGACCGACUCAGCUGCAAGAUGGAGUUUGGAGGCUGGAUGUUUUCGGGCGGCUAUCAAGGCAUCGAACUGAUGGGCGAUGGCUACGCCUUCUCGUUGCAGGAGGAGACGGCGGGGAGCUCAUACCAAGAGUACUCGAUCGGAUCCGUGAGGUGCGACAUCACCACCUUUGAGUACGCAUGCUGCCCCAACGAGCCGUGGCCGACCCUCCGGUACACCAUCGAGCUGACGCGCUCCAAUCACUACUACGAGUUCUCGAUGCUCAUGCCGACCGUGCUGCUCUGCUGCGUCUCAUUCAUGGUCUUUGGCCUCAAGCACGAGGUGGGCGAGCGGCUCUCUUUUGGCAUCACUCUCGUUCUCGCAAUGGUCCUGAUGCAGACCCUCGUGUCCGCCAUGCUGCCCGUCUGCGGAGAGCUCCUCUGGGUCGAGCUCUUCUUCUUCUACAACCUCGUAUUCUCCAUCUUUGCGCUCCUCGAGACCUGCACCGUCCUCUACUUUGCCCAUCUCACGCAGCCGCACGUCAUUCCCACCUGGGUCGUCGCUGUCGUCGCCGCAUGCCUCUCUGCGCCCGCCGGCUGGUGCACAAGUGCCGGUGGGCGCAACACGCCGAGCUCGCAGCCUGACCAGCCGCUUGGGCGCCAGACAGCAUCAACCACCGAUGAGGGCAGCCAAUCCGACAGCACGACGGUUUCGGCCUUGCGGCGGCAGCAGACUCGCAGUUCGGUGAUGCUGCGCGAGCCCCGCGCGGUCAGCGAGCGCGAGUCCGCUGCGGGCGCCUUCUACCGGCGCAUGGUGGCGAGCCAUCGGCGGAGGCAGCGAUCCAGCGGGAGUGCGCCCGCGCCCACGGCGGAGGCCUCGCGGGAGCCAGACCUCGCCUUCGCCGCCCGCCGCUUCGUGGGCGGUCUGCCUCAGCCGCGCGAGCUCCUGGUAACGCGACCGCCGUCCGCAGAGGACGCGGCGCGGCUCGUCUACUUUGAGCGCCUCUUUUAUCUACUCGACGUGCAGGCAAAGGGCGCCAUCCGAGUGGACGAGAUGGGCCACCUCCUCUCAUUCCUCGCCUUUGAGGCAAGCGAGGAGGAGCGCAUCAAGUCGCUGCUGCAGGCGGACGAGCAGGCCGACGGCACGCUAACACGCGGGGAAUUUAUGGAGCUCUGCGUCGAAAUGCUUUGGGACAAGUCAGUCAUGGUGCUCGAGGCGGCCGCUGCCAACUACGAGAGCUCGCGCGUGCAGCUCGAGCGCCGGAACCUGAUCUAUUGGCGCAAGGUGUCCGCCAAGAUCGACCUGUGGGCACGGUUCUGCGUGCCAGUUCUCUACGUCGCUGGGCUCGUUUUCAUCUUCAAGAUGGACCUCUCUGACCCGUACGGAGAGCCAGACGCCGAGGGCGAGAUCUACUCGGGCAUGUUUCAGGGCAUGUGGGAGGUUCGCAUCACGACAGCGGGGCGCAUCUGGCUCGCGCUGCUGCUGCUGCUGCUCUUCGGUCUCGGCGCCGCCUAUCUCUGCUUCCGCAGGGUCGCCAUCCGAAAGUGCCUUCCCGGUGGCGGAAGUGACGGGCCAAAGCCGAGCGGCAUCGACCCACGCUUUUGUGGGAAUAGGCGCCUCCUUCCCGAUAAGAAGCACGUGCGUCGGCGCAUUCGGAUGGACAGGGCGCAGUUCUUCCGCCCCGAGAUGGGCAUGUUUGUCGCAGGGGGCGAGCGAGGAGCAGAUGCGGCAGCGCGAACAGGUGCUCGUCCUGGGCUCCUCGCGCAGCAACCGUCGGGCGACGACCCGGGGGCCAAAAACCCGGCGACGACGGCGCUCUGGAUGGGGCGUGACCUCCUGCCUCCAACCUCCUUCCUUUUUGAGCAGGUGUGA
Messenger RNA from Emiliania huxleyi CCMP1516, 2400 nucleotides. RefSeq lists its product as hypothetical. The transcript is spliced from 2 exons. Bases 1 to 2400 code for a protein of 799 amino acids. Gene Ontology annotation, molecular function: neurotransmitter receptor activity; extracellular ligand-gated monoatomic ion channel activity; transmembrane signaling receptor activity. Lineage: Eukaryota; Haptophyta; Isochrysidales; Noelaerhabdaceae. The record is from RefSeq and is a predicted model, not a curated record. Gene Ontology annotation, biological process: monoatomic ion transmembrane transport; signal transduction; chemical synaptic transmission. Gene Ontology annotation, cellular component: synapse; neuron projection; membrane.